GCGCUGAUCGUCUGCUCUCAACUUGCGACUCGGAGAGUCCCAGGGAGCCGUGCAGUUGCGGAUCACUCCCUCACGGAUUCGCGACGUAGACUGGCAUUCUCGUUCGCUGCUGCCGGCCGCCUCACACCCACAGUGUGCAAUGGGAGCCUCUCAGUCCGGACCCGAUACGAGGGAGCUGCGGGAGCUGUCCGAGAAGACGGGGUUUUCCAUCGACCAGAUUGAAAAUCUCAACCGGCGAUUUCAACAACUCAGCAAAAACAAAGAGAAUCUGCGAAGAGAAGACUUUGAUAAAGUAACGGACCUGGAUGUCAACCCCAUUAGGGCCCAGAUUAUCGAGGCCUUCUUCGACAAGCGAAACUUUGGUGGGACACAAACUGGUCCAGUGGAGGAGAUCAACUUUGAGCAGUUCCUCACUGUCAUGUCCCACUUUCGACCAGUGAAGACGCGCAUGACUGAGGAGCAGAUAGCCAGCCUGAGGAAGGAGAAACUCCAAUUUCUUUUCAACAUGUAUGAUAUAGACGCCGAUGGCAAGAUAAGCCUGGAGGACUACAGACACCUUGUGGAGGACCUGUUAUCUCGAAACCCGCACUUAGGAAAAGAGUCUGCAUCGGUCACGUCCAUCGCGGAUGCUGCUAUGCUGGAAGCAGUGACCAUCAUUAAGGGCCAAAUGGAGCCUCACCAAGUCUAUGAAGGAAUGACCUUUGAAGAUUUUGUGAAGAUAUGGGAGGGCAUCGACAUAGAGACAAAGAUGCAUGUCCGCUUCCUCAAUGUGGAAACGCCACACUUCUGCAAGUGACUUCCGAGGCCAAAGCGCUGCACCGAUUGGACCCUCACCCCUUUUGUUUUAUUCUCAAGGAUUGAAAAACCAAUGAACAUGGUUACUGACUCAGGACAUACAAACAGAGUUGUUGCGCCUUUGGGCUCUUAAGCUCUUUCAAUGUGUCGGGAAUUAACGUGCAUGUAACAGCUGCUCGCCUAUCCUUGUUUUCUUGUUUAAGGGGAUAACGGAUGAAGAUGACUUCAUUGACAAAUGCUGAGCAGAUUCUCACCUCAGCUUGGUGGCUAUACACCAGUCCAAGCUGGUGAUUAAAUCUUAAAUCUUGCCUUGCACCGUUUCAUCACAAGCAGGUUGGUUUCCGUAAUUGUACAAUGCUAUUAUAAUGUUGAAUAGCCUCUGAACCCUGGGAAAACUACUGCACCAUUUUUAUGUUUAUUCCUUUUAUAGCCAACCUGUGCUGCCACCUAGUGGAGAGAGUGGCACCCAAUCCUACGUCAAUUGCCAACAAUUUAAAAUUUUACUCCAGUUACGGUCUUGUGUGCGACUAGGUGGUCCAGGGUGUACUGAAAUGCCUAUAAGCCCUUCAAAUGCAGUUUUCACACCUGUAACGGUAGUAAUGACUCAAUUUGUAUUCUUCACUUUGAAAUUAUAAAGAAAUGCUAAAACCUUUA
This is a messenger RNA of Polypterus senegalus (gray bichir), 1449 nucleotides long. RefSeq names its product tescalcin a (gene tesca). Lineage: Eukaryota; Metazoa; Chordata; Cladistia; Polypteriformes; Polypteridae. Gene Ontology annotation, molecular function: calcium ion binding. The record is from RefSeq and is a predicted model, not a curated record. The transcript has 8 exons. The coding region runs from base 140 to 796 and encodes 218 amino acids.